Molecule: messenger RNA, 1590 nt
Organism: Fonsecaea erecta
Lineage: Eukaryota; Fungi; Ascomycota; Eurotiomycetes; Chaetothyriales; Herpotrichiellaceae
Exons: 6
Coding region: 1-1590 (529 amino acids)
Source: RefSeq, a predicted model, not a curated record
AUGGCGUAUACCACCAACUGGCCGGCCCUUGUUGAGGAGAAGCUCCGGGACCGCGACUCUCGAAUCCCAGCAGAAUGGCGUCUUCCGGAAGAAAUCACCAAGAACAUAUCGCCUACCUCCGAUCUCAACGCCUUCGACCUGCUGCGAACCCACGAGCUUCUGACAGCGGACCAAGUGGGCUUGACAGAGAAUCACACGGUUGAGAGUCUCCUACACAUGAUAGCAACUGGAAGGAUCUCUUCAUUGGAGGUUACGACAGCUUUCUGUAAGCGUGCAGCCAUUGCACAGCAGUUGACAAACUGUUUGACAGAGAUAAUGUUCGCGGAAGCUCUGGAACGUGCAAAGUACCUAGACGAGUAUCUUUCAAGAGAAGGAAAACCUCUUGGUCCGUUUCACGGGUUGCCCAUCAGUGUCAAGGAUUGUUUCAUGGUAAAGGGCCAAGCUGCCACCCUUGGUUAUGUUUCAUAUCUCACGAAGCCUGUCUCGGACCACAAUUCUAUAUUGAUCGACAUCCUCUUGGCCGCUGGAGCCGUGCUUUAUGUCAAGACAAAUGUCCCUCAGACAAUGUUGACAAUGGAAUCAGUAAACCACGUGUUUGGUCGAACCAUGAAUCCGCACAAGUUGAGCUUGACCGCUGGCGGCAGCAGUGGCGGCGAGGGAGCUCUCGUCAGCUUCCGCGGAUCUAUCCUAGGCGUGGGAACAGACAUCGGCGGUUCGAUCAGAGUCCCCCCGGCUUGCUGUGGUGCCUACGGCUUCAAGCCCACCGCGGAUCGCAUUCCAUUCGGGAAACAACAGUUCUCUGCAAGAAAAGGCUCUCCCGGCAUAGUACCGGCGGCAGGGCCGAUUGCGUCCAGCGCUGCAGACCUGUCGUAUUUCUUCAAAGUCGUCAUCCAGAGCAGACCAUGGACCCGCGAUUCUUCCUCGCUAGCUGUGCCGUGGCGACAUGUGCCGCGGAAGUUGCUGAGGAUUGGCCUCAUGCUCGGCGACAAAGACUACCCACUGGCACCACCAGUCACGCGUGCCCUGGAAUCAGCAGCUGCGAAGCUCAGAGCAGCGGGACAUCAUAUCAAGCUGUGCCCGAGUCUGCCGUCGGUUCGAAAGGCGGCGGUCAUUGCUGGGGGCUUUUUCAGCAUGGACAACGAGAUGACGCCCUUGUCCCAUCUGAAAAACGUCGAAGACCCCAUUGCGUCUCUGGCCCAUACUUCGACCAGAAACCUGGUCCAGUCGAGGAAAUAUAAUAUCGAUGAUGUGUGGGACUCCAAUACGGCGCUGAGUGAGUACCGGGAAGAAUGGCUUUGCCAGUGGCAAGCUACGGGAAUGGAUGUGCUGCUGUGCCCUGGUGCUCACGCAACUGCCGUUCCACACGACACUUUCGGUAUGCCGGUGUACACCGUGAUCUGGAAUCUCCUUGACUUUCCCGCCGCCGUCGUGCCAUUUCUCAAGGCCGAUAAGACUGUGGACUCUGUUGGUGGCUAUGAUGCUGCUCCCGUUGACGGUGCGCCGUGCAGUUUGCAAAUUGUCGGAUGGCGCUUCCAGGACGAAGAAGUAUUAAUGGCAACAGAGGUUAUUGAUCAAGCCCUGAGAGCGUAA